Molecule: messenger RNA, 1301 nt
Organism: Esox lucius (northern pike)
Lineage: Eukaryota; Metazoa; Chordata; Actinopteri; Esociformes; Esocidae
Product: histamine N-methyltransferase
Exons: 6
Coding region: 118-984 (288 amino acids)
Molecular function (GO): N-methyltransferase activity
Source: RefSeq, a predicted model, not a curated record
GCUCUCAUUUCACUCUGCAUUACAGCGAGGUGAUCAAUGUUUCUCCUAGUUUUUUCUAUUUAAUUGCUUAAUCUGAUAAUUCAUUGAAAAUAAGAUUUGAUUUUACAGUCUGCAGCAAUGAGCGAAAAGCCACCUGGGUAUGAGGGCCGAAAUUUACUGGGUUUCCAGUUCUACCUGAAACACUCAGAAGAGCAUAAGGUAAUCCAGGGGUUUGUUGACCGGGUUCUCCCUGGAGAGAUCAACAGAAUUGCACAGAGGAAAUCCCAAGUGGAUAUUCUAGGUGUUGGAAGUGGUGGAGGGGAAAUAGAUGCCUACAUCCUGUCUAUAAUGAAGUCUAAACUCCCAGCCACCCCGUUAUCUGCAGACAUAGUGGAACCCAGCAUUGAACUCUCUGACCACUUCAAAGCAUUGGUGAGGAGGACUCCAAGCCUUCAAAAGAUACCGUUCUCAUGGCACACUAUGACAUGUGAAGACUAUGAGAAGCAGGUCAAAGAGAAAGGAAACAUGAAGAGAUUUGACUUCAUACACAUGAUUCAGAUGCUGUACUAUGUAAAUGACUACCCAAGAACCAUCCAGUUCUUCCACAGUCUUCUGAAGGACAACAGCAAACUGCUCAUAGUUCAUGAAGCAGAAACCAGUGGUUGGGACACCCUGUGGAAGACUUACAGGGAUGAGCUAUGCACCAAAACCAUUUCUGACUACAAGUCUGCAGGGGACAUCAAGGUUCACCUUGACCAGCUGGGACUGAAGUAUGAUGAGCACCUCAUCCCAAGAACCCUGGACAUUACAGCCUGUUUCACUAAGGGAGAUGAUAUGGGGGAACUGCUUCUAGACUUCAUGACAGAGCAGGACCAUUUCUACCAGUCUCUGACCCCUGAACUCCAGGCCGGGAUCUUGGAUCUGCUUCGGAACAGAUGCAGCACAGAGAUAGAUGGCAGGAUAUUGUUUGACAACAGCUUGACCUGCCUGUUGGUUCAUUCCUGAGAUAUCUGUUGUCGGAUGGGAAGUCCCAUAUAAAGGCAAGUGCUGUGCCUGUUGCCCUCCUUCUGCCCUCAAGUAAUUUUAAUCUUGUUAAUUGUCUGUGUCGUGGAAAUCACUAAUGGGAAAGGCACAGAGGCUGUAGAUUCUUUUCACAAGUAAAGCUUUAUUCAAGAUUUAUAAACCUGGAGCAGUUAACAACACUCAACAGAGUCAGGUCAAAAGCUCUCUGUUGAAGGUGGAGCUCAGGUCUAUAUACAUUCAGUACAGCCCAAUGUGUCCCCCUCCUUUGCAUGGUUAGUCUACAUGUCUAUGGCUUAGAA